UUGCCUCGCCUCGCCAUGGAUGCGUCCCUCAACGUCCCUCAGCACGUCUCCGACGAGCUCACCCAGAUCCUCGCCAAUCUCGUCCUCGGCGACAAUGAAAUCCGUUCAAAUGCAGAGAAGGUUGUUGAUGAAAGGCUUGCACAGACGCCAGAGCUGUACAUUCUCGCUCUGGCCAACUUCACGACAACGGCCCCGGAUGAGCAGAUGCGCGCCUUUGCUCUCAUUCUCCUCCGUCGCUUGCUCUUUCGCCCACCUCAGUCUCUUCCGAACACUCAUCCUUCAUCUCCCAGCGCUUCCUCGUCUUCUGGCCCAGCUGGCCCACGCCUCACCCUCUAUGAUCACCUCUCAGAGCAAACGCGCGACGCCUUGGAGCGUACUGCGUUGCAUGCGCUAAUCACAGAGCAGACCCACAAUGUCAAAACCAAGGCUGCAGAUACUGUCACCGAUCUCGCAAAUGCCUCCUUUCAACGAGGACGCCCGUGGCCAGCUCUUCAAGGAACCGUCUUUCGGGCUAUCGGAGGUACUCCAAGUGCAAAAGAAUGUGCAUACAGGAUAUUGGAGCGAUGUCAGGUCCUUGCAGCAGAUGUACCGUCGGAAAUAUUUGUUCGUGGCUUAGCGGAUAGUUCUGUCGAGGUUCGUUUGGCUGCGCUCAAGGCAACUAUCGCUUCUCUUAGCUUGGCUUCGCCACUGUCUCCGUCGACAGCUCACACAACACUGCUGGGGCGUGCACUUGCGACUCUCCCCGCAGCCCCGCCGAGUCACACAACAAGGUUCCUAAACGCGCUCACUCCGCUGGCCGGGACACAUCCAACUCUCUUCGCUCCCCACCUUAACGACCUCCUUCGCUUUCUGCCCGGAAUCAUCCUCAACAAAAAGGAAUAUGAUGCCGGCCCGACGCCUACCGUUGCGCGACCAUUUCCGAAUGGUAAUGGCGGGGCUAGUAGUGUUUUCCAGUUCCCGCCAGCAUCCAAGCAGGCUGAUGACCAUUCGGAUGAUGACGAGGAUGAAGAAAGGGAGGAAACACGGCGUGCAGCGCUUGAAUUGAUGGUGUCGCUAAGCGAAGCGCGUCCAUCACUCGCAAGGCGCAUUGACGGCUGGCUUCCCGCGCUCGUUCGUGCUUGUCUCGAAGGCAUCGCCGAGAUACCGGAUGAUGAAGACACUCUCGCAGCUUGGCUCGACGCAGACCCGACCGAUGAUCCAACCGAUGCGACAUAUCCGCAUGUGUUUGAGCAGGCUCUUGACCGUCUCUCGUGUGCUUUCUCAGGAGCUCCUAUCCUUGCGCUUGCGUUCCAAUUCAUACCCGGCAUGCUUGCUAGUCAUGAUUGGCGCCUACGACACGGAGCAUUAAUGGCGAUUGCCUCAAUGGGCGAGGGUGGUGCUCGUGUCGUUGAAAGUGAACUCGCCCGAGUUAUAGCACUUGUCACAAAUGCAUUCGGCGAUCCGCAUCCCCGCGUACGAUAUGCAGCAUGCCAGUGCAUUGGUCAAUUGUGUACGGACCUUGAGGACGUCAUCCAAGAACGACAUCACGCAGAGGUUUUUGGUGCGCUACUGAGGACCCUCAACGCUCCAGAGCCGCGCGUACAUUCCCAUGCAGCAGCAGCUCUUAUCAACGUUUGCGAAGGAGUCGCUCAUGCAACGCUUCUUCCUUACCUCGACGCUCUUGUCGCUGCACUCCUCCGUUUACUCGAACCUCAAGUUUCUCCCGUUAAUGGCAAGGUGAAAAGCUAUGUGCAAGAACAAGCCGUUACCACGCUUGCCAUGGUUGCUGAUGCAAGCGAGGAUGACUUUGGGAGGCAUUACAAGAGCAUUAUGCCUCUUCUCAUGAACGUCUUGAGAAAUGCAGGGAAUACGGGUGAACAUCGCAAACUCCGAUGGAAGGCAAUGGAGUGCGCUGGUCUAAUUGCAAUUGCUGUCGGACGAGAGACAUUCAGACCUGAUUCGGUGGAGUUCAUAGAAUUGCUGAUGCAGAUACAAAACAGUCCGGUCGACCCCGCUGAUACCAUGCUAAAUCACUAUCUCAUCGCAACAUGGGCAAAAGUUUGUCAGGCUUUAGGACCCGAAUUCGAACCAUAUCUUCCUAUUGUAAUGCCUCCCUUAUUACACGCAGCUAGUGCAAAGGCCGACGUAUCCGUAUGGGAUGACGAUGAAGGUGUCCCAGUAGAACGCGAAGGGUGGGAAACAAUGUCUCUCGAUGGUCAGCAAGUUGGUAUUAGGACGAGUGCCAUCGAGGAAAAGUGUCAAGCAUUCGAGACGCUCGUCGUUUACGUUUCCACGCUUGGAGCACGUUUUGCCCCGUACCUUCCGCAGUCACUAGAGCUCGUCCUUCCAUCACUCAAGUUUCUUUUCCACGAGGGUGUAAGGGAAGCAUGUGCUGUAGUCAUACCCGUUUUGUUGGUCUGUGGUAAACAGUCCGGAACACUGACACCGCAGAUGUUACAUGCCGUCUUCGCUCAGCUCAUAAGCGUUGCACGUGCAGAAGCGGACGCUUCCUUCCUAGCUUCUCUCUUCCGAUGUAUCGCAGAUUGUGUGCGUGUUGCUGGCGGCGGGGCAGGGAGCGAACCAGGCACAGCACCCGCAGAUGCCUUACCGCAAGACAUUCGCGAGGGUAUACUCAAUGCGGCGAGACACCAAUUACAAGAACUUGCAGACAAGCGCAAAGCACGUAUGCGUCGUUUUAAGAUUGGUGUCGGCUCUGGCGACGAGGGCUCGCCACGCGAAGGCCGUGUGAGCGCAGAAGAAGUGGCAGAGGAGCGCGAGGACGUUGCAUUAUUAGAAGAGCUGGAGGACUUUGCGUUGGACGAUAUCGGAAAGCUCUUAAAACUUUUUGAUUCUUCGCAUCCGUUACUCGUUGCCGUGAGCAGCGUGAGGGAGCUUGGAAUCCGUGGAGAUUCGGACGAUACAGACUGAUAAUAAUAUUGACGUACUAUGCUUUGAUAUUGCUUUCAUACCAUACUAGCGUAGGCAGGUAGGAUACAGUAGACUAUGUAAUGUGAGAUGUAGAAUCCUCUUUUAGCAUGCUUCUAAUUUAUUUAAUGUGCAUU
Messenger RNA from Fomitiporia mediterranea MF3/22, 3041 nucleotides. Its product is annotated as ARM repeat-containing protein. Gene Ontology annotation, cellular component: cytoplasm; nucleus. NCBI's taxonomy places the organism in Eukaryota, Fungi, Basidiomycota, Agaricomycetes, Hymenochaetales, Hymenochaetaceae. The record is from RefSeq and is a predicted model, not a curated record. The transcript has 7 exons. Bases 16 to 2907 code for a protein of 963 amino acids. Gene Ontology annotation, molecular function: nuclear import signal receptor activity. Gene Ontology annotation, biological process: protein import into nucleus.